Balaenoptera ricei (Rice's whale) is the source of this 2105-nucleotide messenger RNA. It is a transcript of the gene CCDC116, whose product is annotated as coiled-coil domain containing 116. Lineage: Eukaryota; Metazoa; Chordata; Mammalia; Artiodactyla; Balaenopteridae. The record is from RefSeq and is a predicted model, not a curated record. The coding region runs from base 63 to 2105 and encodes 680 amino acids. The transcript has 4 exons. Gene Ontology annotation, cellular component: centrosome.
CUGCGGCUGCAUCGCGGAACCAACGAGAGAGGAAGAGGGCAGCGGGCCCGGCCACCUACACCAUGACCAGCUGUCGCCACCAUUCGGGAUACUUGGCGGACGACGAGGCUGGCCACACCACCUACGUGGCCCGGGUCCAGCCACCUAAGAAGUCACUGUUCCCGGAAAUGGGGCAAGCCUCCAAGCUGGGCCACACACCACACCCCACUUCGAUGCACGGCGCCUCAGGCAGUUCAGGGCUCCGCAGCCACUGCCGAAACCCCAAGGGCCCUCGACCCUUUAGGAGCUUCCUGGAUUUCCUUGUCGAGGGUCAGGUGCUGGACAGCCUGCAGACGGUGGUGGAGGAGGCAACUGAGCGCAUGGCCACCGUAAAGACAGAGGCUGGGGUGCCGCUGGUGGAGGUGGAGGACCCGAUGGAGGUGCCAAGGGGUGGGCGUCGGGCACGGGCCCGGCCCAUCCUCAGAACCGUGCACCAGCGCUGCACCCGGCCAAGCCUCUGCCUGGGGCGCCCCAACAAUUACCCGUCCUGCUCCAGCUCCAUGUCCGACUCCCACAGCAGCUUCACGGCCAACUGGCCGGGCUCCCAUAGCUGGGACAGCAACCUGGGUGCCCGCAGCUUGGGUGCACUGCCACCCAUGAAGGACAAACUCCUGCUGGAGACGAACCUCAAACGGCUGCUGCAGCUGGAGAACAGAAGGAAAGGCCUGGGGCAGUCCUGCCCCCACGGGGACUCCCUGCCAUGGGACUCACUGGGCAGCCAGACCAGCAGCCAGUGGACCCUAGAGCAGCCCCUGUCCUGGUUCUCAGGCCUGCUGGGCUCGAGCUCAGGCACUCCUGAAGCGUCAGAGCUGGGGCCAGCAGAGCGGGAGCUGAUCUUCCUCAAGCGAGAGCUGAACAAGGAGAUGAAGUCUUUGCUGAGCCAGCCAGGGUCCUUUGACCUGCCCGGCUACUGUGCACUCCGAGAGCCCCAUCGGACCCUGGACUUCCUGGCUGAGCACCACCUGUUCCCCGCCCUGCAGGACGUGGUCAACCAGGCUGUGGACAAGCUCAGUGGUGCCUGCCGCCGAGACGGCUGCCCUCUCUUCCCGUUGGAAUGGGAGCCCUCCCCAGAGUCCAGCUCCAAGCUGGCCACACCCAUUGAUGGGGAGGAGCCCUACGAUUUGCUGCCCACCACAGCCUCCAGCCCCAGGAUGGAGCACAGAAAGAGCAUCAAGUACAGGGGACGCGGCAAGGCCAAGGAAGGUGGCUCCCCGGUGUCUAGCACCCAAGUGGCCACCAGGUUCCGGCUUGAGAGCCCCAGUUACAAGUUCACCAAGAAGAAGACGCUGCCCUCCAUCCUGUCCAAGUCCACCACCAUGUCCCGCCUCUCCAACCCCUGGUACGAGGAGCUCGUUGACUACCUGAAGGGCCAGGCUGUGUCCUUGCUUGCCUGCAAGUACAGGUUUGAGAAGAACCUCACUGGGCAGCUGGGCUUCAUCUCCUUCCCCAUCACUGAGGCACUCCUGGACCUUUUCCUGGGCUUCAGGAAGGUGAAGGGCUCGCGCAUCCGUCUGUCCUCCACGAUCGACUGGAGCUGCCUGCUGCGCAGGCUGGAGGAGGCCGAGUUUAGCCAGUGGUCACCCCAGCGGGCAUCCCAGCCCCCUUCCCGGCACACCUCCCAGCACAGCACCCCCCAGCGCAGCAUGCGGACACCCACCGCGCCGUCCGAGCUGGCCGCCAGGACCCACAGGGUCCAGGACAAGCCCACAGGGUCCCGCCUCAACAUGAGGUCCCCGGGCCCCCGGCCGCUCGCCUCACAGGAGCGCCCGGCAGCCGCGGAUCAGGAGCCCACCAGACCGCCAGAGCCCAAGCUGUUCCUGUCCUCCGCCAACACCGGCGUGGCCUCCCAUCAGUCCGACCAGACAGUGGACAUGGAGGACCACCAGAGCAUCGAGGAGGAGGAGGAGGACAAGGAGGAGGAUGGAGAGGAGGAGGAAGAGGACGAGAAUGACUUUGGAGAUGAGGGCGAGCCCCAGAGCUCCCCGGAGCCUCAAGAGGAGGCCGUGGUCAGCACCAUGGCGGCAGGCUCAGGUGUGGGCCACGGUGACUGCCCAUGGGGCCCCUGA